Molecule: messenger RNA, 912 nt
Organism: Phycomyces blakesleeanus NRRL 1555(-)
Lineage: Eukaryota; Fungi; Mucoromycota; Mucoromycetes; Mucorales; Phycomycetaceae
Exons: 2
Coding region: 1-912 (303 amino acids)
Biological process (GO): polyprenol catabolic process; dolichol-linked oligosaccharide biosynthetic process
Cellular component (GO): endoplasmic reticulum
Molecular function (GO): 3-oxo-5-alpha-steroid 4-dehydrogenase activity
Source: RefSeq, a predicted model, not a curated record
AUGUACUUAAUUAUAGUCCUUUGUGGCUGUCUUGCUAUACUUACAAUACUAAGUUUUGUGUCAAAGCACAUAGCACUGUUGCGUUCAUCUGUAUUGGCGUAUGGAAAGCUGGAUUACACAGCCGAUCAACCAUUGACUGCGAUGGCGCGCUGGAUCAAGAAUAUAACUGUACCAAAAACAUGGUUUUGUCACUUUUAUGCAGUAGGACUGAUGGCCGCAAUAGAAUGCAUCAUCGAAAUCACCCUAGCUUUACAAUGGAAGGUAUUUGGCCCAGUACUGACUGUCUUGCGCUUGUGGGACACACCUCAGGGCAGUCGACAUCUUGGCCUUGGAGAAUGUUUGGUUGGUCUAGGGUUGAUGACAAUUCAUCUGGCCAGACGCCUAUAUGAAUCGAUGAUGAUUGAACGCCCAUCUGCCAAUGCACGCAUGCAUUUUAGCCAUUAUUUGGCUGGGAUGGGAUUCUAUGGAGCUAUGGUUAUUGGUGCCUGGCUAGAAGGAGCAGCUAAUUUUGGUAUCUGGCAGCCAAUAAAAGUUGAACCUUUUACACUUCCUUGGACAACCAUUCCUUCAAUUGGAUUGUUUAUCUAUGCGUCCUAUCACCAACACACUUGCCACAAGAUUCUUGCUUCUCUUCGUACUCCAAAGACCAGAAACGCUUACGUGAUCCCUCGUGGAGAUUGGUUUGAGAAUCUGGUUGUCCCUCACUAUUUUGCUGACAUUCUCGUGUAUGUUUCGCUGUGGAUUCUCUAUCAAGGACGUAAUUGGACUUUGACAUUUGGAUUGGUGUGGACAAUUGUCAACCUUGGUGUUACUGCUGGAGAGACUGACCAGUGGUACCGAAAGACGUUUGGCAAAAGAUAUAAUGAUGCUUUCCCUCGAUCUCGUUCACUUUUGUUACCCCACAUAUACUAG